GUCUACAUAAAUUAGUGGGUUUAAUCGUGAAAAUUCAAAUUUAACUUGAUGUUUGUUUUUCAUAUCUAUAAGAUAUUUCUUGAUGAUUUUUUCCUUAGCUGAAUCGAAAACCUAACUCUUAACAAUGAUUUAAUUAAUCGGACAUUUGUAAGCUUUUGAAUAAGUGAUUAACAACGAAAAAGUAUAUAAUGACGUCGAUAACAAAUAGUACUAAAAUAAGUCUCUGUGCUUGGUAAUUUUAUAUGAAGAUCUAGCACGAUAAACCAUAAUCUCGACUAGUGCCAUGUUUAGGAACAGUGGAGAAAAACGUAAUCUUUUUAAUGCCCAAGAACAAAAAUAGUCUAACAAAUAUGAUAUGUCAUAUGUGGAGUUUCGAUAUCAAUUCAAACAUAUAAUGCUCAACCACUAUCUCAUUAUCAUCUAGCCCACAUGUGAUGACUUGUAAAAUUGUCCGUUUUCUUUGUAACUCUCUUCAAUUAACGUAAUAUGAAGAUGUACAUCUAAAACUCUGCGUGCCUGAACGUACUUCAAUGUGGUUUGUCUACAAACAUGUCUCAAGAUUAUUAACUUAAAUACAAUAUUCAAUUUAAGAAAAUCAUAUUAUUAAAUAUAUGUGUAUAUACACAUAUCUUUAUACUAUUAUAAGAAGUGUCUUAAAAGCUUUGACCUAUUUCAUUCCAAGCUCUCUAUCAUUUCUUAGCUCUAUCUAUAAAUAUCACACACACGCACACACAUUCUAUAUUGAUGAACACCUAUAUAUAGAGUUAGAUCAAAAGAACCGAGAACAUCAUAUCCACUCUUGAUCCAUGGAUGAUAAGAAGUUGUGGAGAGUUUCCAAGAAAGAUUCCAUCUUCGAAACGACUCAUUUCUCUUCAAAACCCGACGUUUUUAGACGAAGCUUCUCAACAAAAACUUCUUCUUCAUCUUCAUCUUCAAAACCCAUUUUGACAAGAAGUUUCACAACAAAACCUUCUUCCUAUCCUUCCUCGGAACCCAUCUUUAGACGAAGUUUCUCUGCAAAACCCGCUCCUUCAAAAUCUCCAUUUUUGUCAAGAAGCGGUUCAAUGAAAUGCCAAGCUGACACAUCUUCCACGAAGUGUUCCAUCUCUCGGAGCUUGUCUCAUAAAGGCGCUUCAGUGACCCGAAAAUGUCGUGAUGUGGCCAAGGAGCACAAGUCCCGGUUCUACAUCAUAAAACGCUGCGUUUUGAUGCUCGUUUGUUGGCACAAACACGCUUAGAUUCACUAUAGACGUGAAGAAAGAAGAUUAGGUUAAUUAUUUGCAGUGAAUUUACUCGUUUUUUUCUUUUCACCUAUCCAUUAUUAUUAUUUUAUAUAUUU
Messenger RNA from Brassica oleracea var. oleracea, 1339 nucleotides. RefSeq lists its product as uncharacterized. NCBI's taxonomy places the organism in Eukaryota, Viridiplantae, Streptophyta, Magnoliopsida, Brassicales, Brassicaceae. The coding region runs from base 807 to 1238 and encodes 143 amino acids. Gene Ontology annotation, biological process: negative regulation of cell population proliferation. The record is from RefSeq and is a predicted model, not a curated record. The transcript has a single exon.